Messenger RNA from Spodoptera frugiperda (fall armyworm), 459 nucleotides. Its product is annotated as transcription factor ces-2-like. Lineage: Eukaryota; Metazoa; Arthropoda; Insecta; Lepidoptera; Noctuidae. The record is from RefSeq and is a predicted model, not a curated record. The transcript is spliced from 4 exons. Bases 1 to 459 code for a protein of 152 amino acids. Gene Ontology annotation, cellular component: nucleus. Gene Ontology annotation, biological process: regulation of transcription by RNA polymerase II. Gene Ontology annotation, molecular function: DNA-binding transcription factor activity, RNA polymerase II-specific; RNA polymerase II cis-regulatory region sequence-specific DNA binding.
AUGAAUGCAAGUUACAAUUUGAAUAAAAAUACUUCAAUAUUUGUUUCAGAUGUCCACAACGUAGUCAGCCCAUUACUAGCGGCGUUACCUCCGCAGCUGCACUGCCUACCGCCUUAUUGUCACCAUCUGUCUCCUAGGAGCACUACAUUACUCCCAUCACCGACAUCGGAGCUGGAAAUCCGAAGACGCGGCGAGAAAAGACCGAUACCACCAGAGCUGAAAGAUGAGAAGUACUUCGAGAGGAGACGGCGCAACAACCAGGCUGCUAAGAAGUCCAGGGACGCGAGACGGAUUCGGGAAGACCAGAUAGCAUGGCGCGCCUGCCUCCUAGAGCAGGAGAACGCGUCCCUCCGGGCCCACGUGGCGGCUCUGAGGCAGGAGACCCUCGCUCUACGCUCCCUGCUCGCCGCUAGAGACGAACCACCGGCACCUGCGCCCUCGUCCACCACUCCGGAUUAA